Messenger RNA from Ahaetulla prasina, 7465 nucleotides. It is a transcript of the gene PDPR, whose product is annotated as pyruvate dehydrogenase phosphatase regulatory subunit. Gene Ontology annotation, molecular function: oxidoreductase activity; protein binding. Gene Ontology annotation, cellular component: mitochondrion; cytoplasm; mitochondrial matrix. The record is from RefSeq and is a predicted model, not a curated record. The transcript is spliced from 18 exons. The coding region runs from base 278 to 2920 and encodes 880 amino acids. NCBI's taxonomy places the organism in Eukaryota, Metazoa, Chordata, Lepidosauria, Squamata, Colubridae.
UUGUCGCACGCGGGGCUGGCCGUAAAGCGCGGGCGGAAAAAACAAACAAACCACACAGGGGAAAGGUCGCGCGCCUGUUCUGCGCCCGCCCCAGGUCGACGAUACCUGUGGGGGCGGGGCCGAGUAUGCAGAUGACCCGCCGCGGGGCGGGGCCGAUGAUGCAAAUUAAAGCCUCCAGGCAGCGCGUCCAGGUGAGCGCCGCGCCGGAGGCCAUCCAGAGCUAGCAGCAGCUGUGAAGAUUUAUCUGUGCGUCUUUGGAGAACGACUAACCGUCAGCAUGAUGUUUCUCCAACGACUAUUAGACCUCCAGUGGCAAAGAAUGACUCUGACGUGGGGGAGGCUGUGUGGCUCCCGGUGCAGUAGCAGCAAUGGAGCUGAAUCUCACUUGAUGCCCCUGCCAACACAAGCACAAGUGGUUAUCUGUGGUGGUGGAAUCAUGGGCACCUCGGUGGCAUAUCAUCUCUCCAAGCUAGGAUGGAAGGACAUUGUCUUACUGGAGCAGGGCAGGCUGGCAGCCGGUUCCACUCGGUUCUGCGCAGGCAUCGUAAGCACAGUGCAGCAUUUGUCCAUUGAGCUGAAGAUGGCUGAUUACUCAAGGAAGCUCUAUCAGCAACUUGAGCAAGAGACAGGUGUGAAAACUGGUUACAUGAGGACGGGCUCCAUCUCACUAGCUCAGACCCAAGACCGGCUGAUCUCGCUGAAGCGCAUAGCCUCACGACUCAAAAUCAUGGGUAUUCCCUGCGAGCUUAUCCCGCCAAAGAAGGUGGCCCAGCUCCACCCCUUUAUCAACAUCCACGACCUGGUGGGGGCCCUGCAUGUGCCCGAGGACGCCAUCAUAUCAUCUGCUGAUGUGACCCUCGCUUUGGCCAAUGCUGCUGCGGCAAACGGUGUUCAAAUCCACGAACGAACCAGUGUCAUCCACGUCUUGGGCCAGAAGGGCUGCGUAACUGGAGUGGAGACAGACAGAGGAAUGAUUGAGUGCCCAUACUUCGUUAACUGUGCUGGGCAGUGGGCUUACGAGCUCGGCCUUUCCAACGAGGAGCCGGUCAGCAUCCCGCUGCAUGCCUGCGAGCACUUCUACCUUCUGACGCGCCCCCUGAAGGCCCCCCUGGAGAGUAGCACUCCAACUAUUGUGGACCUUGAUGGGAGGAUCUACAUCCGCAGCUGGCAGGGGGGCAUCCUCUCUGGUGGCUUUGAAAAGAACCCCAAGCCUAUUUUCACCGAGGGCAAGAAUCAGCUGGAGAUACACAGCUUGCAGGAAGACUGGGAUCACUUUGAGCCACUGCUGAGUGCUUUGCUGCGGAGGAUGCCGGAUAUGGAGGCCCUGGAGAUAGUGCAGCUGGUCAAUUGCCCAGAAUCCUUUACUCCAGACAUGCGGUGCAUCAUGGGAGAAUCCCCCACCAGACAGGGCUACUUCGUCCUCGCAGGAAUGAAUGCAGCUGGGACAUCUUUUGGAGGUGGUGCAGGCAAGUACCUGGCUGAAUGGAUGGUGAAUGGCUACCCUUCCGAUAAUGUCUGGCCCUUGGACCUGAAGCGCUUUGGAGCUCUGCAGAGCAGUCGUACCUUCCUCCGUCAUCGGGUCAUGGAAGUGAUGCCCCUGAUUUACGACUUAAAAGUUCCCCGCUGGGAUUUCCAGACCGGCCGGCAACUCCGCACGUCUCCCCUUUACGACAGGUUGGACGCCCAGGGAGCGAGAUGGAUGGAGAAGCAUGGCUUUGAGAGGGCAAAAUUCUUUGUCCCUCCGGGGAAAGAUUUGCUGGCUCUGGAUCAGAGCAAAACGUUUUACAAGCCGGACUGGUUUGACAUUGUAGGGGCAGAGGUCAAGUGCUGCAAAGAGGCCGUGUGUGUCAUUGACAUGUCUUCUUUCACCAAGUUCGAGAUAAGCUCCACGGGAGGACAAGCUUUGGAAAUUCUGCAGUAUCUCUUCUCCAAUGACCUGGAUGUACCAGUUGGACAUAUUGUGCAUACGGGGAUGCUCAAUCACAACGGAGGGUAUGAGAACGACUGCAGCAUAGCCCGCCUGAACAAACGCAGCUUCUUCAUGAUUUCCCCCACAGACCAGCAGGUUCACUGCUGGGCCUGGUUGAAGAAGCACAUGCCCGAAGACAGCAACCUCUUCUUGGAAGAUGUAACCUGGAAAUACACAGCCUUGAAUCUGAUUGGCCCACGUGCCAUGGACGUCCUGUCGGAGCUCUCGUAUGCACCAAUGACGCCCGAACACUUCCCUUCCCUCUUUUGUAAGGAGAUGAGUGUCGGCUAUGCCAAUGGCAUCCGGGUCAUGAGUAUGACGCACACGGGAGAGCCCGGCUUCAUGCUUUAUAUCCCCAUCGAGUAUGCCCUCCACGUGUACAAUGAGGUGAUGAGCGUGGGGCAGAAGUAUGGGAUCCGGAACUCUGGCUAUUACGCCCUCCGCAGCUUGCGCAUUGAGAAGUUUUUUGCCUUCUGGGGACAAGACCUGGACGCUUUCACCACCCCGAUGGAAUGCGGGCGAGAAUUCCGGGUGAAGCUGGACAAGGGCAUGGAUUUCAUUGGGAGGGACGCUCUGAUGGCUCAGAAGCAGGAAGGGGUUUACAAGCGUUUCACCAUGUUCAUCCUGGAAGACCAUAACACUGACCUGGACUUGUGGCCCUGGUGGGGGGAGCCCAUCUAUCGCAAUGGCUGCUAUGUGGGCAAGACCACCAGCAGCGCUUACAGUUACACCCUGGAGAGGCAUGUCUGUCUAGGCUUUGUUCAAAACCUGGACCCCGAGACCGGCAAGGAGCAGCUGGUCACCCCAGACUUUGUCAACCGGGGCGAAUACGAGAUCGACAUUGCGGGGCAGCGCUUCCAAGCCAAGGCCAAGCUGUACCCCUUCAGCUCCCUCUUCACCUCCCGCCGGCGCAAGGACGAGAUGGAAUUCAGCGGCUUCCAGGGAAAAUAAUCCCGCAAAGCGCCAGACUUUUCCCACAUUGCUCUUUGGACUUCUUAAGACUUCCUGGUCUGUUACAUUUUGUAUAUUUUAACCCUUUCCCUUCCUUCCUUCCUUCCUUUCCCAAAGUGAUCCUGCAGCUCCCAAUCUAAAGGGGUAUUUAUGACGGGGAGGUGCGACCCUCCAUUUCCAGAGCAAGCAGCGACUUCUCUGGUCCCUCAGCUGUCAUGGAGAGUUUGAGGUCUGGGGAACUUGGUGGGAUCCCCUUGGGAUCUGGAAUGGCCUGCAGAUUGAGACCUGUUGCUCACUAGGGGCGCCUGCUAACGUUCGCUCACUUACUGGCCCUGGCCCUACCAGCUACCCUUCAAGAAGGGUCAAUAGAAAUGGCAAGAGGAUUAUCUCAUCUUUAUCUCCAGGGCAGGAGAUGGUGCAGUCUGUGAGCAGGAGGCUCUUGGUAGUUGUGGCGUGCAUCUGCAUCGAUCUAUGGCAGGGGUCUCCAACCUUGGCAGCUUUGCUGGCUGGGGAAUUCUGGGAGUUGAAAUCCUCCAGGAUUAACGUUGCCAAGGUUGGAGACCCCCGAUCUAUGGGACCACGGAAGUCCCUCAGAUAGGAAUAGAGCUGCCUGAUGUUACUUAUCUCCUCCUAACAGCCCUCUGCUCCCUCUUCAGGAUCUCUUUCAUGAGAGCUGCCUCUCAGGUCGUUGUCCUGUCACAGCCAACUCCAUCUUGGGUGCCCUCCAGAGACGUGGACUUCAGCUCCCAGGAUUCUCAGCACAGACAUGGGAGAUAAUGAGAGACUGCAAGGCAGCAGGGCUGGAGGAAGCCCUUUCCUUGCAUAUCUGCGGCUUGUGCAAUAGACGGGGGUGGGGGUGGGGGUGUCGAGACUUUGGGGUAAGCAGCGUGCUUAGUAAUUUUUAAGGCUAAUCCAACAUGCAGCUCGCUUUGGGAUCUAACCGUUGUUCCCCCUCAUCCCCACCUCCCCGAUCUAAACUAUUUGGCCGAAAAUGAUGCUAGUGCUGUAGCUCCAACCCUGGUGAUCAUCUCAUCAGCAUGAGGUUGGGCAAUCGGCAACCCACCUGGAGACUUCCUUCCCUGUCAUUUUUGGAGCUCCAAAGGCCCACCGCAUGAUGACAGCGGCAAGGUUCUGCCACAAACCAAAAAGGCCGCCACAGUGCAGCUUUUUGCUUGGUGGGAAGUGCAGAUAAGCAGUGAUGAAGUCUUCUUGUAGUGCUUCUGGCCGGCUUAAUGCUUUGCCUCUUUGUCUCCUAUCCUGGCCACCCACAGCGGGGCGGGUGUGUGUGUGUGUCUCAGCAAUUCUUGGCCAGGGAGACUGGCUCUUUGGACACCUAGCCUUGCCUCUUCUCUCGCCAAGAGAAUAAACGCCAUGCUUCCUCUUCUUUCCUCCUAGCCAGCUCGUUCACUCUAAUCCUCCUCUUUUAGCCUCCCUCUGGAUGGAGAAGGCUGGGGAGGAGGAGUUGUGGAAAGUGGUUCAGUUCCAAAGGUCUCUUCAUUGGCUGCCAGCGAUGUUUGGAUGGGCUCUUCUCCUUGCCCUUCCUUUGCUCUACCUGUGAUCUCUCUCCUCUGCCAGUCAAGGUGUGUGUAGCACCUGCCCCUCUGAACCUGCCAGUUUCCCAUCCUGGGAUGAGCAGUAGGGAAGAGUGUUUUCCAAACAUCUCUUUGUGAAAAAUUCCCUUUAUAGGGAUUUUUGUCUCAUCCUGAGAGUCUGUUCAGGCCUUGUUUACGACCCAAGGUGGUAUCUUCAGGCUCCGGGGACGAGGGCAGUUUGGAAGCAGCACCGACUGAAGCCCAGCAGGGUCUGCUGAGAAUAGCUCAGGGGCUGCCCAGAGACCCUCAGCCUCUCUGUGCCUCUUCCUUUCAGGCUGGCUAGGCUGCAGCACCCUGAAGGCUGGAAAGAGGGGCAGAAGAGCUGGCCACUCCCAUGGGAGAAUACUGGGCAGGAGGAUCAGAGAAGCCUCUGGUGACAGCCAGCCUUCCCCAAUGGGUGCCGCUCGGGUUGGGUUGCACUAUAGUUCCCAUCACCUAUCCCCGUUGAGGGGUCUGUUUUUUGCCUAUCCAAGCUCUUCCCCCUUUGUCCUUGUGCCAAAGAGAUGAUCUGCUUCGUUGCCUUUUGCAUCAUCAGCGUUGCAAGAGUUUGAGUGAAGACCUUCCGCCCCCUCCUCACUUUUUGCACUGCCUACCAAGCUUCUCCCUGUGUGUUUGCCCGGGCUCACGUUCUCCUUCCAGAACCUCUUCUGUGCAGUUCUCGUCUUUCUUUGCCUUCUGGCCUAGCUGCCCCUCCCUUUUGGGGAAAUGCUGGAGGACUCCUGCCGGGAACCACAUGUCCCUCUGCCGCCCGCCUUCCCUUGCAGCCCCUUCCUCCUUUGUCAUUCUCCGAUGCACUUUAGGAAUGUUCCGCUCCUUUGGCGUUGAAUGCCCCUCCAACCUGGAUCUUGGGUUUCCUUCUAGAAUUCGCCUCCCAAAUCGAUGGAGGGAAAGAUCAUUGUUAUUAAUACGUCGUGAUCAUUUACGAAAACUGAAAAGCUUCCCUGGGCAGCUACUUCCACAUGGCCUGAAGCUGAGGAAGCCGCCGCUGCUCCUCCUCUUCAGAGUGCCUUACGCUCGCGAUGUGACCACGGAGGGCUUAGCUCGGCCUUGCCCUCUGCCCCGUCUCAGCCAGUUUAGUGCCUAAAAGCCUUGGACUCAUCCGGACACCAUUGGCUGAGACAUAGAAAACCCUCCUGGCUUUGCAAGGUAUCUUGGCAGACUUCGCUGGGGAAAUCUGCUUGUCUGAACUCCGCAGGUCUUCUUCAGCAGAUUGUUCCCGGCCUGAAGCCCCCCCAUGGGAGCAUCAGCUUCUCCCCACCCUCUACCAGUUCUGCCCUUCUCCAACUGGGAAGCUGCUGCUUCAGCACACAACCUAUCUGCAAGGAACUCCUGUCCCAGAGGUUUGUUUUUUUUGUAAAGGCCACCGUGUUUGUACAUCAAUAAAGACUUGAUUAGCUACAAAUGCCGGCUAGUCUGGAUGUUGGUUUUGGAGUAUUCCAAAUAACUAGGCAGAGUUUGGGCUGCCAGCCUCUGCAUCUUGGGUUAGGGAGGGACAUUCCUGAGCAGCCUGUGAAUCCAGUGCUGGCUCAGUGCUCAUUUGGGAAGGAUGUGAGUGCUAGGGCAGGGGUCUCCAACCUUGUCAACUUUGCUGGCUGGGGAAUUCUGGGAGUUGAAGUCCGCCAGGCUUAAAGUUGACAAGGUUGGAGACCCCUGGUUUAGAUACUCUGCCUUUGGGGGCUCAAGCGGCUAAGCAGCCAAGUUAGGAAUAUGCAGCGGAUGAGGAUGGGGGCAGCUCUUUGCACUGCUUUGGCAUUUGGGGAAAAGAGCAGCCCAUUAGCUUCAAAAGAUGCGCUCGUCCUGCCAUGCACUGGAGCCCCAAUAGUUGAUCGGCAGAAUUGCAGCCUCAGUUUCCCACAUGUGCCUGCUACGCAUGUGACCAAGUUUCUGAAGGGUCACUUUUUCAUUCAUAAAGCAAUCUUCCCAUGAGCCCACCUUACAAAGAAAAAACAAUUUUGUUCUUAUUUGGACCUACAGUAGUCAUUCCACACUGUUGCCUUAAAUUAAUCGACUACGUAUAAUAACCAGCCUAUGUAGUCAUCUAUGGGUCUCUCUUGGGCUAACUCAGAAAACUGAAUUCAAGACACCAUGCAUAGGUAGACCUAAGAGUAGAACUAGGUUGGUUUGCAGUGGGAGGGAAACAAAUUGGGACUCUUUUCAAUUAACAGCUCAGAAACUUACAGGUAAUUUGCCAGUCGGAAAAAGUGCUGUCAGCUGUCUGGUUUUUAACCAAGGGCAGUUGUGUCUUGCAAAUGCAGCUAUGCUAUCCCUGCCGCUUGAGUGCACAAGAUGGGCACCUGCGCAUUUGGUUAAGAUGACCGUGACUGAGCAAUGCUUCUCAAAAAGUUGUGGGCCUUGGAUAGCAUAGUUGUGGUUGCCACCAGCUUUUUUGAACACCUGUUCCCAAAGCUUAUGACCUUGUUUCCAAUCUUGAUGAUUUCUUCUCCAUCGGAUGACUCACCACAAUUUUUUAUAUCAGCCAAAGCAUUUGACACAGGAUGAUGGCAAAACACUGUAUUUUAAUAACUAUCUAUACAUCAAAUUUGGUUUGCUUAUAAACAGGGUUCACUUGUAUUGUCUGAGCGAGGCUGUUUUAACCCAGAUGCCUGUAAACGAUUCCCAGCCAGGAUGGGAGGCAAGUUAUUAAAAAACAACAACACCAAACCAAUUUCUGCCAAAAGGUGUCACAGCCACCCAGCUCUUGAUGGAAUGUAGUGAUUAUGAUGGUCCAGAAAACUAUCCGUCUCUCUUCACCCAAAUGGGGAAUAAAUGCUAGCAGCGUCCUCUUGGACCUGGCCAGAAAGGUUGCAAUCCUGAACAGCUCUUUUUACCCACAUCCCUUGGCUGAAUUUCCAAGCUCUGCAGAGUUUCAUGCCAUUUGGCCUUCUUGUGUUUAAAAGCAGCACAAAAACUUGCAUUCAGGCUCCAUCUGAUAAAGCUCCUUGACCCUUCCUGG